Molecule: messenger RNA, 1055 nt
Organism: Cucurbita maxima (winter squash)
Lineage: Eukaryota; Viridiplantae; Streptophyta; Magnoliopsida; Cucurbitales; Cucurbitaceae
Product: GRF1-interacting factor 1-like
Exons: 5
Coding region: 218-889 (223 amino acids)
Biological process (GO): leaf development; positive regulation of transcription by RNA polymerase II; cell population proliferation
Cellular component (GO): nucleus
Molecular function (GO): transcription coactivator activity
Source: RefSeq, a predicted model, not a curated record
AAGCCAAAACGGCUGCCCCAAAGCCCCUUUUCUCUCAGCUCUGCUACCUCCCUCAUAAUGCAUUUUCUGUUUGUGUAAUUUGCAGAAGCUCUGCUACCUUCCUCUGUCACUAUCACCGUCCAAACCCCCUCUCCCUUCCCUCUCUGUUUCAAAACCCCAAAGAAGAAGAGAAGAAAAUCAGCCGUUUCUUUGAAAACCCAUCAUUCAUUUCUCUCUAAUGCAACAGCACCUGAUGCAGAUGCAGCCCAUGAUGGCAGCUUAUUAUCCCAACAACGUCACUACUGAUCAUAUUCAACAGUAUCUGGACGAGAACAAGUCGCUGAUAUUGAAGAUUGUUGAGAGCCAAAACUCGGGAAAAUUGAAUGAAUGUGCAGAGAAUCAAGCAAGGCUACAGAGGAACCUCAUGUACCUGGCUGCCAUUGCUGAUUCUCAACCUCAACCUUCUGCCAUGCAUGCCCAGUACUCUUCUAGUGGCCUAAUCCAACCAGGAGGACAUUACAUUCAACACCAACAAGCUCAGCAAAUGACACCACAAUCACUGAUGGCUGCUCGGUCCUCCAUGUUGUACACCCAACAGCCAUUUUCUAGCCUACAGCAGCAAGCUUUACACAGCCAACUCGGGAUGAGCUCCGGAGGUGGCAUAGGAUUCAACAUGCUGCAAAACGAUGCCGCCAAUGCCGGAGGCAACGGAGGAGCACUUGGAGGAGGAGGAUUCCCAGAUUUCAGCCACAAUGCUGCAGCUGAUAGCUUGCACCGCAGCCUAGCUGGUGGGAGCAAGCAAGAUAUGGGAGGAACCGGGUCAGGCGAGGGACGUGGAGGGAGCUCCGGGAGCCAUGGCGGAGAUGGAGGUGAGACUCUCUACUUGAAAUCAGCUGAUGAUGGUAACUGAAAGUAUGAGAAUAAAGUCGAUAGAAAUUAUGAGUAAACAAUGGUGUGAGGAUUUGAUCUUUGGUGUUCUUUUUCCAAGUUAAGGUAUUUGUUUGUAGUGUAUUAUGUAAAUUUUCUUCUCUUUCUUUUGUGCGUAUGAGAAGUGGAUGAACGAACGAAUUGAUAUC